Molecule: messenger RNA, 1791 nt
Organism: Haemonchus placei
Lineage: Eukaryota; Metazoa; Nematoda; Chromadorea; Rhabditida; Trichostrongylidae
Source: the annotation of a GenBank genome assembly
AUGAGUGAAGGAGGUGAUGCAAAGUCUUCUGGUAUACCGAUAGCUGAACUUGGAGUUGAACAAAUAAGCGCUCUUCAGCGACAAGUGGAUCAAGAGUUGAGCUUUUUUCAAGAAUCCGCUAAUCAGCUUAAGGCACUCAUUUUGAAAAACGAACAGAGCAUCUCAUCAAUGGACGUCUUGAAGACUGCAGAACCCGGACAUGUAGCUCUAAUUCCGCUAUCUGAAUCGAUGUAUAUACGUGCUGAAUUGGAUAAUCCAGAUCGUAUGCUCGUAGAAAUGGGAACUGGUUAUUUUGCAGAAGUCAGUCGCGAGAAAGCUCGUGAUUUCUUCGAACGUAAGAAGAAAUACAUCACUAAACAGGUUGAAACAAUAGAGAAAAUAAUUCUUGAUAAAAAACGUACCCGGAAUAUCAUAUCCGAAACGUUGCAAUCGAAGAUUCAGGCACAGCUUGCGCAAAUGCCCUUGCCGAAUUGUUGUACCUCAGUGAAUUACUUUUAUGUUGAAACGUUAAGUAGUUUUCUCAAACCGUCGUUGUCAAGAUGCGCAACGACCCAUUGUCAAAUAUUCUUGCAGCGGCUCGAUGGUCGUAGUUUGAGCGAUUUCCGGCAAGUGAAACUUGUUGUGGGAUCAGAAUGUGGGACUGCGUUGUGUACCAUGGGAGAAACAAAAGUAUUGUGUGCCGUUAGUGCUACCCUUACGGAACCGCGCACGAGUCGCCCUAACAAAGGUAUUGUUGCGGUUGACGUCGACAUGAGUCCGAUGGGCAAUCCAGCAAAUGAACAUAAUCGUUUGGGUGAGCGAGGACUUGAGUUAACUCGUAUGCUCGAACUAGUGCUAAGGGAUUCAAGAUGCAUAGACGUUGAGUCUCUCUGCGUUCGAGCACACAAAGAAGUUUGGAAACUAAGAGUUGAUGUACGCAUCCUCGAUGACGACGGUGGGCUUUUGGAUUGCGCCUCAGUCGCCGCUGUGGCAGCACUUUACCAUUUCCGUCGCCCAAACCUUACAGUUCAGCCGAAUCACACUUUAAUUCACUCAGAAUAUGAACAAGCACUUGUGCCGCUCAACAUCUACCAUAUGCCUAUAUGUGUCUCUUUUGGUUUCACGAAAAGCGGAAAUGCCGUCGUCAUUGAUCCUACUGAUAAGGAGUCACAAUGUUUAUACGGUUGUUUGGUGAUUGCUUGUAAUAAGCGUCGUGAGGUCUGCGCUCUUCAUCAGUCAACUAACCUGAUCCUCAGUACGGGCACGAUUGAAGCAUGUGUUAAGCGUGCAAUGCAACGCGCUAUUGACUUGUCGGAGCUAAUUUCCACAGUGAUUCGAGAUGAUGCACAAAAGCGAGCCAAUUACCAGAAGCCGGCUGGGUUUGAUCUAACAAUAAAUGCUCAGCUGCUUACCACCAAGGAGGCUCAGCCAAACGAACUCGUAGCUCCUGCAGUUGAACUCAUGGAAGGUUUCCUGGAAAUGGAGCAGCCAAGUGUUGUCUUGAAUCAGAAUCCACUGGCAGGUGGCAGCGAAUCUCGACUUGAUGAAAGUCAUGAGGAGAAGAUUAUUGCUAAUCAGGUGGCAAUCAUAGCGGAUGGUGUAGACAAUGUCCACAUGGAAACUGCUGCUCCUGCAACUUUCGAAACUGCAACGAUCAGCAAAAGAAAGCGUGAACUAGACGAGGUUGCUGAUUUGUUAGAAGAUCUGGACAAUUUGGAGGGAGAGACGACGGAACUGAAUGCUCAAGGGCCGCCAACCAGUGAGGGAAUUGAAAUGGAAAUUGACUUGUUGAAAGCAAGAAAAAAAAUAUAG